CUUAUAUACAACACUACACACACUUCCUUAGUGGGAGACUGCAGGUCAUUUGUGUGUCUGCGCUGGAGCUUAUCUGAUUCUGUGCCGCUUACUCACCACAUCUCCUGACUCCGUUCAAAUGGGACAGCUGCGUGUUCCACAGCCAUCAACUGGUUAUGCAAUCAGGAUCAACUCCAGAUUACUUUCACACAUUAUCUCUUUCUGUAGCAUCAUUAGUCCUAUGCAUAUCAGAAUACAUUACUGGGCCUACAAUAAUUCACAGCCUUCCACAGCUAACAAAACAGCCAUCAUUCUAGCUGAAUUUAGAAAGAUUGAAUGAUUCACUGAAAAUGUGAUGAAACUUAAGUCCAAUCUAUGAGAGAUGGUAAUUGCUGAGUAAGACAGGUUUUUGAUGUUGGGCAUUAUAUAAGUUCUACUUUUUUCUGAACCUUGAGAAGUGCUUGAAAUCCUUGAUUCCUGCUUAGCUACUCUGUUUGGAAAGCCCAUUCCCUGUUCAAUCGAAACACAAUUAUCUAUUUAAUGAAAACAGCCAAACCCUGUUUAAACAUUUUUAAAAAACAUUCAAAUAAUAAAGAAAUAUAAAAAAAUACAACCAUUCAUAAUUGAUUACAAGAACAUUCAUUAAUUUAUUGAUUAUUGAGCUAAAUCUAAUGCAAACAGUCAUUACUAGAGCUUGGUGCCUGUAUUUAGUUUAUAUAUAUUGGUGGUUACCUCUCCCUGCAGCCAAGCAGGACCGUAACCCUAGGAACACCUAGUCUGCCCCGAGCAGACUCAGGCCCACGAUCUGCCCACUGACACCUGAUACAAUGACCUGAGGCCUGAGUCACACAAAUAGAUCAAUGAAUCAAUGAAUGAAUCAUAGCCAAGGAACAUACACCCAUACACUAUGCAUAGUUGUACAUUACAGGAUGCAGCCUAUGUGUACAGUGUGUAUGUUGUGUGACUGUUAGCUAUGGAAUAGAGAGAGUGAAGUUGUAUUCCUUCCUAAGAUGUCUCAGUCAGUGUCCUUCUCUUAACAUAUUAGUCCGAUGGAGCGCUCUAACUCUGUGUGCCCAUGUGAUUUCCCUUGUCAACUCAUGUUCCCUGCUAAUGUGCCUCAUGAGGCAAACAUACCCUCCUCCUGUAAGGGUUGAGUAGACACUAUGUUUUUCAGCCGGGACUACUCGGUAGGUCCCAGCAGUGGCAGAAACUGGACUGAAGUGAAUUGAUUCGUGGGGGAUUAGAGAUUAAGAUUUCCCCUCCCGCUCAGAUGGGCUUUAGUGGAGUAAAUCUGGGGAUUAUGAUGUCAGAGGCCCGUGCUUGUCAGAGAGGAAAUUUAAUUGUCAGAGGAGUGCUGAUGGCUAGGAUUAUGGCACGGCCAGUGAGGAAAUGUAAGAAUGAGAAGCCAUGUCUGUGCCAUAUUCCUGUACAGUGAAACCUACAGGGAAGAACAUCAACCACUAUUGGAAUUUGAGAGUUGGUGGUCCAUGGCGCUGAGUGGAUUGUUCAGAUGCUUAGUCAGUGAGAGAGAGAGUGUUUUUUAUUAUCUUCUGCCUGCCCUUAAUGCAUCCAUGUCAAGUGCCUGCCCCUGCUGCUGCUAUUGAGGGGCUCACCAAGACCAAGAAGAUGAAGGUGAAAUGGACUCAGUUGGGCAUGGUGUUCUUCCUGUUGCUCUCCCUGGUCAUGACAGGAUGUUUCCUCUGGCAGUACCAGCUGCCAAAGUUACUGCCAGAUGAAGGCAUGGGAGGCAAUGCCAAAUCAGAACGGAUGUGCCCACGCUUCCCUGAGCCUCUCCCCCUGGAACACCCUAUCCCUACCCUGAAAGAGGCACUAGAAAAGGUGGACACACUGCUGCGCCAGAGUGUCAACCCUGCCAGUCUUCCCUCUUUGUCGGCCAUUGUGAUUUUCAAUGACACCGUUCUGUGGACUGGUAACUUUGGCAAGAGGAACGGAAGUGACCCACUCUCAGCUCCACCCAAUGAAUACACCAUCUAUAGGAUUGCCAGCCUUUCAAAGAUCUUCCCAACGCUGAUGCUGUACAGGCUGUGGGAGGAUGGGAAGAUUACCUCUCUGGAUGACCCACUUGAGAAAUAUGUGGAGAACUUCACCAUUAAAAACCCUCUGGGCAAGUCACGGGACUCUGAGCUCAAGUACGUGACAGACGGUCUGAUCUUUCUGGACAGUGGAGAGGUUCAGAUCCGCUCCUCCUCUGUCACCCUGCGCAGGAUGGCCAGCCAGCUCUCAGGUCUACCCAGAAGACUUAGAGCCACCAACCUGCUAUGGAAGGGGAAAACACAGGCUGCAGUGAAUCUGCUGCAGGACGAUGUCCUCGUUGCAGACCCUGGCACCAAAUGCCACUACAGUAACCUAGCCUUCUCCUUAUUGGCCCACGUCAUGGCUGAGAAGGUGGUGGGCAUGGACUACCAGCGCUGGAUCAAUGAUAACAUCCUGGACCGGCUGGGGAUGGAGGAUACAGGCUUCGACAUCACCCCAGGGAUCCACAGCCAGAUGGCUGUGGGCGUCUACUCCAGUGGCCAGCCAGCCCCUCUGUAUGACCUGGGCUGGUACCGCCCCUCAGGCCAGAUGUUCUCCACUGCCGCUGACCUUGCCAAGCUGGCUAUGAUGCUGUUGGGGGCCUACCAUCGCAAGCUCCUGGAGCCUGACACCCUGAAAAUCAUGCUGACCCCUCUGUUCCGCUGUGAUAAGGAUUACUUUGCCAACCGCACCGGCACACCAUGGGAGGUGAAUGAGCAGUUGGGCUACGAGGUGGUGCGUAAAGAUGGAGACCUAGACGGCUACUCAGCCACCUUCUCACUGGUGCCCAGGCUCAAGCUGGGCCUGGUAGUGCUGAUGGCUGGCACCAGACCUCAGAAGCAGGAUGUGUUGGCCAAGGCUUACAGCCACAUAAUACCCGCUAUGGAGAGGGCUUUCCGGGAGUCCAAGAAGAUCCUCAUCCCUCCCCCUAAUCCAGACCCUUACAUAGGCUUCUUCACCUACGGAAACAUCACUUUCUAUGAGAUCAAAGCUGGGGCAGAUGGAGUUCUGAUCAUGCAGCAGUUUGGUCCCCAGAUUGAGGACCUGAUCCCAGAGAGAUAUCGGACAAUAAAGCUCAACUACCUGGUGGACAGGGUGUUUAGGGUGGUGUUUGAGAAAGAGUACCCUUGUGUCUUGCGGGUCAGCACCGCGUCUGUCUCCCUUGAGGCCCAAGACGGGCAGCUCUUUAACUUUUAUGUGUUUGACAAGCGAGGUCUGUCCCCUGGCUUCGAUGCACCAGGACUGAAUACAUACAAUGUGGUCAGGAUAGCCCAUAGGCCGACUUUCUCGAACUAACUGAACUCAUACAUUGGAAAGGCGCAUGAAUGUGCAGGAUGAAGGUCCUGUUUGGGUCUGUCGCCUAUAUUUAAUAGUGAUAAUCUAUAUUGAAAGAGCACAUUGCUGCAGGACAGUGAGUGGACAAUACCAUGAUGCAUUGCAAAAUAAGGUACACAGCUAGACAAAAAGGUGUUUAAUUUACCCAUUGUUGUCAACUCUUGUACAUAAUGUUUUCUUUGAUUUCCAUGUCAAAUAAUGGCAUUGUACAAAUUCAUCAUUUUUAUACAGUUGGUAACCUGACCUUAAACAUAUUAAACUGUACACAUUUACUGUAUUGUGGCACAGUAAUAGAGGGGUUGGUUGUUUAGCAACAAAACCGAUGCGCGUGCAAUCAUGGGGCAAAAUAGACAGGUUUGGUUUAGAUUGUUGACAACAUGUAAACUAUAUUUAGUCUCUUGAAAACAUAAAUACAUUUGCACAAUGAGAACUUGUUGUCUCUCAAAUACAUUGUUACAGUUGUUGGUGAGCUAGCUAGCAACUUUUUGCCAUAUUAGCAUUGACAUGACAUCAGUCAAAACACCUCAAAACAAGACAUGGUAUCAAUAACAAGAUGGCAUGAGCUGAAACAAGCCCCACAUGGCAGUUUCUUGCCGUUCUUUCUAACAAUCUGGCCAUCCAGAAUGACAACAACAUGCUGUCUUCUGCCCCAUGGAAGCGUGCACAUCGUAUUCGUGAUGUUGUCAGCUAUCCCAUCUAUUGAGUCUUUCCUAUGUUCUGCACAUUGUUACUUUUAUCAGUUUGUUCUGUCCUUACAUUGCAUUUGUAAGAAACAACUGCAUGGAAAUAUGGCAUGCGGGAAUCAAUCAACACAAUUAAAUUGUAACACUUUAAUUUGCAUGUGGAAGUUCAUUCUUGUUCUUGCCCUAUGAAUUUCAUUUUGAUUAAUCAAAACAUGUAUUUAUUUUUAUUUGUUAUCAAUGAAUUGCCUGAUCAUUUUUGACCUACGAAAAAUCCACAAGAUAUGUUCAUGCCAAACAGAAAUUAAGUCUCAUUUUUAAAUAGUGAUCAUGUUGGCAUGUUUUGGCAAGGAGACCUUUUACAGUAUCUGUAGCCAUACUGUACAGUAAGUAUACUGUAUGUGAGAACAGACCAAAAUGCUUUUGGCAGUCCAACCUUUGAGCAAAAAUAUAUGCUUAAAAGGGGGAUUGGGAACAUAGUGGUAUAGUUCCAGGAAUGACUGUGCACGUUAUCAUCCCAAUUCGGACUCAUUUAAAUCCUCCUUAUGAAUAGAUUUAUAUGACAAAUAUCUGUAGCUCAUAAACUGACUCACAAAGAAUAACCUUAUGUGGUCCUCUUCUUUGGCAUUUAGAUUUUCUAAUGUAAUACUAAGUAGGGGAAAAACAUACAGCUAUGACUAACUAAUGUUCCCUCAAAGAGGGAAACAAGGUACAACACACCUAUGGGGGAGUUUGAGUGCUAGCGCCCUCUACUGCCUAACCAGAAGCCCCGCCCUCCACAGGUGGUAAACCUGAGGCACUGAUUCAUUCCUUCAAUUCAGUUCCUCUCUUCACCAAGCCCAAGAACAGGUGUUGUACCUCAUUUCCCUCCUUCAGGGACCCGUAGUUAUAGUAAUAUCGGUAUGUUCCCUUUUAGGUCAACUUGGUUCAAUAGCUAUGGGGACAUGAAAUUAAGCCCUAAACCGACCCCAGUGGACACCAAAUGAAAUGGCCCAUGGCAGACCACCCAGAGUUCCAACCCAACAGGUUGGUACCCGGUAUUGCGCAAUAAGCGUGCUGCCUAGUGACCCUCUUCUGCCUCAGUCGUAAGCACACUGUGGGCUACACUAGGGUCAGUGAAAUCCAAGCAAUAAAACCUCAAAAGUGUGGUGAUGCCUAACUCGGCGCAGCACAAAUAACUCUAACAGGCAACCCUCCACACAACAAGAUGCCACCAGACCGCUGGUGGAGUGGGCGCAUACACCAUUAGGUAAUCGCUGCCUUUUGCUGUCAUUUGCCAGAGAAAAUAGCCUCCACAAUCCAGUGGGAGGGUUGCUGCUUAGCCGGAUUAGCAAAACAGACAACAAAUUGAUCAUACAAACAGACACCCCAAAAGCAUCUUAAGGCUAAAUUCAUUGUUAGGACCUUCAUAAGAGCAUAUACACAUUUUCAAGCCAUUUCCCA
Molecule: messenger RNA, 5471 nt
Organism: Oncorhynchus gorbuscha (pink salmon)
Lineage: Eukaryota; Metazoa; Chordata; Actinopteri; Salmoniformes; Salmonidae
Product: putative beta-lactamase-like 1
Exons: 7
Coding region: 1543-3309 (588 amino acids)
Source: RefSeq, a predicted model, not a curated record